Cavia porcellus (domestic guinea pig) is the source of this 15372-nucleotide messenger RNA. It is a transcript of the gene Gpr25, whose product is annotated as G protein-coupled receptor 25. Gene Ontology annotation, cellular component: external side of plasma membrane; membrane. The transcript has a single exon. Lineage: Eukaryota; Metazoa; Chordata; Mammalia; Rodentia; Caviidae. Gene Ontology annotation, biological process: immune response; G protein-coupled receptor signaling pathway; calcium-mediated signaling. The coding region runs from base 10745 to 11833 and encodes 362 amino acids. The record is from RefSeq and is a predicted model, not a curated record. Gene Ontology annotation, molecular function: C-C chemokine binding; C-C chemokine receptor activity.
GGUGUCUAUAUGAUAUAUAAAUGUGUGUCCUCCUCUUAUAUUAAUCCUGUCUACAUUAAUUUACUAUAUUUUGGUGAAUUAAUAAAUCAUACCAGAAUACUCUAUGCCUUUGAAAUUAAGUGGCUAGUGAAUUUGCUGAUCUCUGUAGUAGCAAUGAGGAGCAAGUUCUUGGACAUUAUUUUGUGAGUUUCACUUUGAUUUUGUGAAUCUGCUCAUUUAGGCCAGAGAAGAAAAACAAAAGGUCUAGUUAAAAAGAACAACCAAAAAUCUUUCUUUAUGCAUACUUAUUUAUCCAAGGAAGCAUCUGAUGCUAACAUAAGUGUGACUCUCAAUCUUGACACAUCUGCCUUUUUUGAUAGGAUACACAAGCUCCCUAACAACUGCCACAGUAUUUUCCGAUAAUUUAAUUUUCAGAAAUAAAAAUAUUUAAAGCCCAGACGUGUUAGAGAAGUAGAUAAAAGCCAUGGUUCCCUCAAGCCCACACAUAACUUAAGGGUGCUUUUCUGGACCUGGUUAACUGAUGGGUCUCAACUAGGACAGAGGACAAUACUCACAAUGAAGAGGAACAUACAUCUUUAUUUUGUAACCUGCUUAGGCAGAGGUUAUAAAGAAGAAAAUCAAGCAAAGAAAACACAGCUGUAAUGUUGUGACCUAGGAACCAGGAAUUGGAAAAAAAAAACAUGUCUAGAAAAUGAAUGUGAAAUCCCUUAGAAAUACAUAGAUUCUCUGAAAUGCAUCUGUAUCUUCUUUUUUUUUUUUUUUUUUCCUUCCUUUUUUUGCAGGCCAGUAACACUGGCUUUUUUUUUUUUCUAUCAUCAGUACUGGGGAUCAAACUCACGACCGCAUACUUGCAAGGCAAGUGCUUAUGCCGCUGAGCUAAAUCCCCAGCCCCAGGAUCUGUAUCUUCUUAAAUGGCAGUUUUGACUUUUGAAAGAAACAGGUGAGAGAUUAAUGAUUCUGUAUAAUUUGAUGGAGCAUGGUGUUCGUGCACAGGUUGGUAUUGUCAGAGUUGCUCUUGAGGUAAGGAAAUCUAGAAUCUAGUUUUGUUCAUCUCCUUUUUUGCAUCUUUGAGCCUUCUGGUACUCCAAUAUUCCAAAGCCAGAUUCUUAGACAACAAACAUCAGUUUUUUAAAUGCACUAAGUAUCAUUGUGGUAGUCACAACUAAAAUCUCCAUUUUCGAGGUAGGAGAUGAUUUCCAUUGACAAGAAUAAAUGCAAAUGAAUUAAAAAAUAUUUAACAUGUUAUACAAAUGAUGACUAGCCUUCUGGUAUAUUGUGUCGUUCUUAACCACAGUCCAUCGUUCAGGUGGUUUAAAGUGCGACUUCCUUCAGUUAGUGUGAGAGGCGUCACAGAGCCUCAGGACACAUGGUGGGUACAGCGCAUCCAGUUCAUAGUUUCAUUCCGCUGCAGUGAUUCCUUGCCCUUCCCGAUUUAUAUUUAAAGUGUUACACAUUUUCAUGAAAAGAUACUGUGGUUUUCAACCCCAAAAUAGGAACUAUCCACUUAAAAAUACAAUUUAAGUUUAUUUAACUUGCUUUCUCCUUUAACUUACCACUGCCUGUGAAGAUGUUUGAGCAUUUGCAUCUCCACUUCACAGGUAAAGAUGAUGAGGCUUAUAUCCAGGGGCUCAAGGCUCACAAGUGGCAGCGUCAUAACUGGAGUCCACAUUUGAUUUAGCCUCUCUCCACUGACCUAUGUGGUACGGUUUCCCACUGCAGUGUAGAUAUUGAAGAAUAAAACUUACAGUAAGUCUCAUAAUUGGACUGGUUAGUAACAUAUUCACCAUUGAUGGAAAACUGGUUGUAGUUAAAGUCGAUUUGGGGGCCAGGGAUUUAGCUCAGUAGCAUAAGCACUUGCCUAGCAAGCACAAUGUCAUGAGUUUGAUCCCUGGUACAAAAAAAAUAAAGUUGAUUUGGGCCUAUGGCUCAACCAGUAUCAGUACACACUGGCUAAAAUCAGACUGGGUACUCACCUACACUUGAACAUCCAAAACUCAUGACAGAAGAAUGGAGAAAUUACAAAUGUGAUAAAAAUAAUUCUGAUAGUAGGUUGAUCACAUUUAUGCAGAAAGUUAUUAGCUGCAGAGACCUAGCUGGGUCACAAAGAGUCUUUUCCACUAAGAAAUUCAGUAUCUUGAGGUGGACGCCAUUAAACCUUUACAAACAGUUCUAUAAUGUGCUACAAUAGAGGUAAGGACCAAAAGGAAAGGGCAGGUAAGGCCUGUCUUAUUAACAGUAAGGCCUUUCUUGUUCAACAAGAAGUUUGUGUACUACUAGAUUGUCUGUGUCAUUCUCUGUCUCUAUCUUUAUCUCUAUUUCUGUCUCUCUCUUUUUGAUCCUUGAGACAAGGUAUUGCUCAGCCUGUAGCCCAGCUGGCCUCAAACUCACAAUCCUGCCUCAACCUGCUUCUGAAAGCUGGGAUUACAGGUGUGUGUCACCAUGCCCAGCUCUAGGUCCUCUUAUUAAAACUGCAUUUAUCGGGGACUGGUAAUUUAGCUCAGCGGCAUAAGCACCUGCCUUGCAAGCAGGCGGUCGUGAGUUCGAUCCCCGAUACUGAUGAAAAGGAAAAAGAAAAAAAAAAAAAGUAGGAAAAAAAAUUGCAUUUAUCAAGAAACAUCAGAGUGCCAGGUGUGGUGGCACACAUUUGUGAUCCUGGCUGCUCAAAAAACUGAGGCAGGGGGGCUGGGGAUUUAGCUCAGCGGCAUAAGCACCUGCCUUGCAAGCAGGCGGUCGUGAGUUCGAUCCUUGGUACCGAUAAAAAUGAAAAAGACAAAAAAAAAAAAAUUAAAAAAAAAAAAAACUGAGGCAGGAGGAUCAGAUCUUCUGAGCUAUUAAGUGAGACCCUGUCUCUAUGUAAAAAAUUCAAUUGGAUCAGUGUGGUGGCACAUGCCUGUAAUCCCAGCACUUGAGAGGCAGAGGCAGGAGGAUCAUUGCAAAUUCAAGACCAGCCUGGGUUACAAAGUGAGCUCAAAGCCAGCCCGAGACCCUGUCUCAAAAAGACAAAAAAAAAGGACUUGGAAUGUAACUCGGUGUCCUCACCUUUGCCUAGCAUGCUUGAAGCCCUAGACUCAUUCACCAGCACCAUAAAACAAAAACAGAACAAAGCUUAUCUUACACUCUCAGCCAAUGGGUUGUUACAUCCUAGUUUUUUUUUUUUUUUUUUCCAAAAUGUCUUGGGCCAUUGGAGACAUCAUCUCUUUAUUAACAUUGGGCAAAGCUGUUAGUAUACCACAUCCUCUUUACACGAUACAAAAGCAGCAGACAGCAGUCUCAUUGGAGGGCUGAUGGGGGACACUUUAGAAGACUAGAUUUCAUACAUGUUAGGAUAUAAGUUUGUACUUGGGCUCUUUAUCCUUAACAGUCACUGCCCCAAAACAAUAUGGUAGAUAGUUAAUGAGCAGUUCUCAAAUGAAUACAGGAAAGCAAAAAUACCCAGAUAAGAAUUCAGAUCCAAAAUUUGGCAUGAAUCAUAAUGUCCUACUGCGUAGUUUUACCCCCAAGAGACAAAGCCUUACGUUGGCUUUUUCUUGCCCAUACUUAGCUUUCUGUGGGGCCCAGGAGUGACUUGAAAAUCUUACCCACUGAUCACCAGACACACAGGGACUUUCAUUUCACCUACUUUCUGGUCCAUCCCUCCGAAAUCACGGGCUAGGGUCAGCACUCUGUCUGCUGCAUGCUCUGUCCCACCUCUCCCACCCCAAGGAGGCCUUAGCCUCAGGCUUUCACUGUCUCCUCCACACAGUCACCUCCUCUUGCCUGAAAGCUCUCCUGGCCUCACCCACCCAUCCAGUUAUCUCCUGAAGGCCCCUUAUCUUGAGCUCACUCAUUUAGAAACCAAACAUUGACUUCCUAGCAAAGUCAGCUCCCCUUCCGGACAGCCACAAAGGCUGAACCCUUCGGGGCCUUGUUUUACUUUCCUCUCUGACCAACACAGGAGGAUAUCAGGCCCCCACUGGCACCAGUCUUGUGUCCAGUCACUAACAGCUCAUGCAUAGCUCUGCAGAGCCGGCAGCAGUCUUUCCCUGAUCCCAUUCUUCCCUCUAUACUGUCACUACCCUGCAAAUGUGAUUCAUCCUAUCUUACUAGUCAAAAAUUCCCUGGCACUUUAUCAGCAUAGAACUCUUAACUCCUGAGAUCAGUAUUCAAAGCCCUCAAAACGUAUCUCAAAUUACCUCAACACUGCCAGCAGCAACACUGAGAAAAGUAUGACAUUCCAAGAUACCAAUCUAAUGGGAAAAAAAUCAAACUAAGCACUUCGCUGUUAUUUUGACUUUGAGGGAGAACUAGGAUGAGCUGAGGUGGGCUGAUCUUUUCAGACACUGGGACCAUUGAAGACUUUGCGUCCUACUGUUCAGGCUGCUCCUGUUCACAGACGUCUUCAGAAAGGCUGGCCUGCUUCAGCCUUGUGACAGAGCAGGCUGUCAGCAUUAUAUCAAGAUUUUUUGUGUAUGACAGCUCAUCUUCUGCACAUGAGCUGCUUGUCAGGAACCACAGAGGCACAUUCCUGUGUCUUACAUUCCCUGAUGUGGUGCUUGCCCAGCAGCAGGAAGGAACUGUUUACAAAAUCAGAUGACCUUAAAGAAAUGGUUUCACCAAGCACAGGUAGGAUCUGCUUCUGAGGGGAGAACCUCCUUCCACCAAUGCUGAGACCGCUGCAGAUAACUAGGAAUUUACGCAAAACUUCUGUAAAAUCAUUGAAAAGUAGUGACAAAUCCUAGUACUGAAGCUCCUGUGGAAAAUGUCACUUCUGGGGCUGGGGAUUUAGCUUAGCAGCAUAAAUGCCUGCCUUGCAAGCAGGCAGUCGUGAGUUCGAUCCUUGGUACCGAUAAAAAAGGAAAAAGACAAAAAAAGAAAAUGUCACUCCUUUCCAAACAAAUUCUAAGGCCAUUUUCUGAAGAGCUUGUUUUUUUAUCUCAAGCUGCAGAAACUUGAAAUGGAAAAAAAUGAGUCUUACUUACCUUGAAAGCUGCAGUUUCUGGGCCUGACCCUCCCCAUGUGCUGCAGGGCACUUAGGAUGUCCGGGGUAGAGCUGGCCCUGGGAUAAUCACAGCCGCGGGCUGCAAGGCUUUCACAUUGAGUCAUCCCCUCAGUGCUGUGGGCUGAAGCCCAGUGCUCAUGUCUAACUUAGAUGGUAUUCUUUCCCAGCUACCCCAUAUUUAGUACCUGAAAGUUUCUAAUUACUGAACAUCUGAAGUAUUCUUCAGAACCUCUGGGAUCUAGGGUGGGGCCCCUUUGCUGGUAUAUGCCAGUCAUCCCUCAGGUGCCAGGACCAGAGAGCUACUGCUGUCUUCUGUGCCCUGCACACCCUCAUAGCGGCUGUCCCCCAAAUACACACACACAAGGUCUUAGGGUCCUGGUUUUUGGGACCAUCUUAGUACCCGGUCAGCAAUAAUAAAACAGAUUCUCCUUUCCUGGUUUAAUCCAUAUCAGGAACAGGAGAACACAAGGAGACACACCUUUCUUGGUUUUCCUUCCUCAGUUACUGUUAAUCUUCCUGCCAACCAUAGCUGGCUGGCAGAGUGGCAUCUGUCUGUAAAUCCUACCAAUAGUUUCUACAGCAUGCAAUCUGCCACGCUGUAAAGUUCACCAUCAGAGUUAAUACCAGAAACUGGUGGGCAAGUCUAAAAGAUCCUCCACAUGAGGAUUCUCUCUGUUGAUCUCCAGAACACUUACUACACACCCACUAUGUGCAAAGAGAGCCCUAUGUCCCUUAAACAAGGAGAAAAACAGCAGCGGGACAGCCAAAAACAAGAGCUGGCCCGUGUGAUGCCACCCUCCAUGGCGGGGUGGUGGUGGUGGUGGUGUGAAGCAGACUCCGUGUGUUCAGACCCAGCUCAGGAGGGGUCCCACAGGGCCUGUCGCAUUCAUCUUCACAGCCCACCUCACCCGUGAGAUGGAUGUCAUGCCCUUGUCAGGAUAUCAUAAGGACCCAAGAUCACACAGCUCUCAGUGACAAAGCUGAUGCUAAAGCCUGACUCUCAACACUGACCUGAUCUGUUCUGUUGAUGAGAAGCACAGUGACAUGGAAGAGAUCUGUGUAGGGAAGGACAUCACAACACAACGCAGAGGGUUUUAGAGGAUGUAUUUUAAACUUAAUCUACUAGGAAAGCAGAACUGGAAUCUGAAAAAAAUACACAUUAGGUGGAUUAAAGGCAGUUAACAGUAGAACCGAAUGGACUCAUCAAAGAGAAAGUAAAAUUGUAAACUUAGAAAUUAAUAAGAAAUUUGACUGCAUGAAACUAUAAAACAAUAAAAAUAGCUAAGGUGCAGUUUAAAAAAUAUUUGAAUCAAACAGGAUGGUGAUUUCUCCUAAGUAGUAUGAGAUACUGUUUAUCUUAUAGUGCUUAACAGUAUAGUAGAUGAAUGUGUGACGCACAUGAUUACAUGGUUCACAUUAUGUGAGGAAGUACAUAUAGCAAGGUUUUUCAUCUUAAAUGCAGAUUAAAAUGAUAUACCAUUCUACCUUAUUACCUAUUAAAAUGAAAUGUCUAUCUACAACAGUCCAUUAACUCAAUUCUCUCCAUGAUUCUUUACAAACCGAACUAGAGGAGAACUGAAUCUAAUUUCCCCAUAAGGUCAACAUUGAGUCUAACCAUUAAAUUUGAUUUGAGUUAUAUAUAUUAUACAUAUUGCUGAUGACUAUAUCUAACAAGACUGCAUUGAGUCGAAUACCCUCAGAAAAUGCCAGUAACAUUUUGAAUUACUAAUAACUGUAAACAUUUGUCUCAAUGAAAUUUUUCAUAGCCUUUGAGCUACCCACAGAUAAUUAUCCUGUGACAUGUGAAAGAACAAAAAUGUGUACGUUCAUUUAUUUAUUACAAAUAUUUAUAACAGUUAAAAAUAGUUAGCUGCUGCCAGCCAUGGUGGUGCGUGCCUGUAAUCCCAGCACUCAGGAGGCUGAGGCAAGAGGAUCAGCCAGCCUAGCCCAACCUAGGCUACGUAAUGAGAUCAGUCUCAAAAAAUCAAAUGAAAUACUAGAAGCAACCUAAAUGUCCAAAUUUAAGUGUUUAAAAAACAGAAACGUGCAUUUAUGUGGCAUAGAUUGAGAAUCAUAGACCAUAAAGCUGUGAACAUUCUAAUUACAAGUAUGACUGAAACAUCAUGAAAAAAUGCACAUAUGAAGACUGUCUGACAUGGAAUGUGAAAAGAGAAAAAUCCAAGAAUAGUGAGAUUAUAAGCGGAUCAUAACUUUUUUUUUUUUUUUUUUUUUUUUACCGGUACCAGGGAUCGAACUCAGGACUGCCUGCUUACAAGGCAGAGACUUAGGCCGCUGAGCUAAAUCCCCAGCCCCAAUCAUAACUUUUAAAAACAUCUGGCUGGAAAGAAAUUCAUCAACAUGUUAGGUACAGUUAUGUUGACGUUCCAGACCUGGAGUAUCCUUUCUUCUAUGUUCUGCCAUGUAACGCUAUGGAUUUUAUGAUAAAAAAGAAAAAUACAAUUUUUAAAAACAUACUAAAGGUUAAUCUUAUUGGUACAGAAAACAACUUACUAUUGGGGGAAAACAUUGUACGAACCUAAAUUCAGGCCAGGCAAGGCAGAAAUCAAGCUACUCCCAAAAGCAACUGAUCAGAGUAUUGGGUAUUAAUUCACUGUGACAAUCACAAUGAUAGAUAGAGAAGCUCUCUCACCCCAAAGAGACCCUAAAUCCGUUAGCUGGGCAAGACUGACCCACAGAACAGUCAGAACAGUGGCUCUAGCAGUGCAGAGAGUGGAAAGCCUUCAAGGGUGAGGAGAAAGGGCAGAGGACUUGUGCUUAGCUUCCGCAAGUGACCAGGACUCUCAGCCAAGAAAGACAAAUGUGUCUUUUAGGUAACUCACUUAGAACCCUACCUGAGGAGCAGAAGAGAAAGCAGUACUGCAGACCUGGCCUUGGUCACUAAACCAGGCAGGCACCCCAGGAGGACACCUCAGGGUAGUGUCCCAGCUCUGGUCUUUGGAUGCUUUCCCCCAUCCACACAAGUUCAGUCAGGCUCACUGAGCGUAGGCCCCAGCAGAGUAAACUCUUGGCCACAGACAGCCCAGGAAGCAAGAAUCUCAGUGUUUUUAAAAUAAACAACCUACUUCUACUUCCCCUCAACCCCCUCUCUAAUUCCCCUCUUGGGCCACUCACCCCACUCUGCUUUUUCACCUGUGGUUUCUUUGCUGUUCAUCUCGAGGUUUCAAGAUCAUUCAUUCUUUCGGAGUCCCAGACUGAGGUAGAUCUGAGGCCUGAGGCAAAGGGAAGUCCAGCAGCACUGGGCCUGUCCCUGAGUAUCCUGGCACUGUCCUGCUAGCCUUCCAGAAAAGGAAGCUGUGGCCCCCUAGGCCAGGGGAACUGCUCCUCAGGUUUCUCUGCGCUUGGAGGAUGGGGGAGGGGGUCUUAGAGAAAUCCACGCCUGUAGGCUGGAAUAGCCAGUCACAGGUCCGGAAGCUACUAGAUAGGUGAUGGGAUGGGCAGACAAUCUUUUCUGGGGAUUUUUUUCUUUUCUUUUUUUUUUUUUUUUUUUUUUUUUUUUUUUGUACCAGGAAUUACUAUGGACCUCAGGCUUACCAGGCAAGCGCUACGCCACUGAGCUGUAUCCCGGCCCCAGGUGCUGAGGAUUUUGAACCCAGGGCUCAUACAUGCUAGGCAAGCUCUUUACCACUCAGCUACAGCCCCAGCCCUGGCUUUCUUUUGCCUGCCUUUCCUCAGCUUGUACCUGUUGUGGGAGAAAAACGUUUGACAGGAGCAGCCUCAAUACAUGCAUACCCAGCCCUCCAUGAGCUUAAAACAAUUUUCCAACUCAGAAAGCUCCACAGACCAGAGGGACCUCAACCUCAGGCUUAUGGUGUCCCAGUUGAAUUAUGAUAGUCUCGUUCACUCAGAAGUAUCGUGGUUCAGAUCAUAAAUCCAUAAAUUCCUCAUCUUACCUCAAACUGACAUCAAGCUGAACACACACAUGCCCCUCUGUGUCCCUGACCUCAAGGAAGAGGACGGCAUCCACACUGUCCCUCUGCAGAGAAGGCCCAAACCUACCUCUCUGCAGAGGCCUGUGAUGCUAGAUGUACCUCUUGAGUAGCUCCUCUCCUUUUGUUCCCUACGGUCAGUGAUCUGAUUCACACACAAAUAUUUCUAACAGCUUCCUCUGAGGCCUCCCUGGAUUGAACCUUCUCCUUCUCCAAUCCACGAUUCUCCCAGUGAUUUUUUCUUUUCAAGACACAGACUGGAUCCAGUGGCUCUCCGCUCCCUGUGAAAUGGAAACCAAGCCCCUUCAGGUACUAUGCCUGCUUCAUCCCCUGCUCCCCUCCUCCUAUGUCACACUUAUCUCCGGAUGGUUGUUCCUUCUACCUCCUCCUCCUCCUCCUCCUUCUUCUCCUCCUCCUCCUCUUUUUGACCAUUAACUCCAUCCUGGAACAGACCUGCAACUUCAUCACCUAGGAAGUCUUUGUUUCUUCAUUCCUCCCAUCAGAAAUAAUUGCUCCCUCUUCUAAGCUCUAAGAGGUCUUUGGUUUUAAUACACAUUAUAGUUAAUGGUCCUAUGUGUGUCUCCUGCUGCAGCAAUGACUCUGUGAGGUCAGGAACACUUCUCAGUGCCUCCAACUGUGCCUGCUGCAUAGAGGAGCUCACUUUUAACGGGACAGAAGCAAAUAAAAUUGAUAACACCAGAUGUUCAAUACCAGGUUGCCCAGUGCAUCAGUUACUCAGUCCUGGUGACAGUGGAAGAGGGACAACCCUGUAACAUUAGUUCCAACGUAGCAUCUCAGGUAAGGGAUGUCUUCUAAGAGGAAUUCGCAGGGAACUGGGUGCCCCUCCUUUUUCUCACCUGUCCUGUCCUCUUCAGAUCCUGUCACCCCAAGGUCAUAUUUCAUGAACCCUUUCCUUGCUCUCAGCCCCUUUUAGCUCCCAUCUCAUCAUCAGGUGAGUCCACUGUCACAUUAAAUGCCGUCUUUUGUACUGAGCUUAUACCUGUUUGAUGUCACAGGUAGGGUGAAGAACGGUACAGAUUUGAAUCCCAGGCUCUGUCCCUUUCCAGCAGAAUAAUGUGACUGCACCCCUCCUGUCUAGCUUCAAACCCUUCCACCCUGCUCCAUGGGGAUUGGUCAGAAAAGACGCUCAGAAUUAAGACAUUUAGUCUUCCAUUUCAGACGGUUAACAACGAUGAAGGAGCUAGAUGCCCGCAGGCAGGCUCCCCACUUCUCCAGGUCCUGCUGUGUACCAAAUAGCUGAACCCCUGCUUUCUAGAGAACAGGUGACCAGGAAAGAAACACCUCUCCCGACCAAAAAAAAAAAAAAAAAAAACAACCCUCAUCCCUCUCCUGGCCUCCACAAGGAAAGAAAUCAGCAUCAAUGAGAACCAAGAACAGAUUAGGGCUCAGGGGCCAGCACCUCCUGCAACCUAACAUUAGGCCCCAGAUAACGGGGCAAGUACCCCGAUUCCAUAAGCGAAGAAACUUAAUUACUAACAGCUAAGUGACUGCCAUCUCUGACUGAUGCUGGAGGGCAGGACAGUCCUCCCAGCCCUGAGAACUUUGCCUGCCAGGACUGGGCUGCGAAGCUACCCCUACCCCGCCUCACCCUUCCCCCUCGACCAGAGCCAAUUCUGAGGCCACCUCUCCACCACACGAGCCUGCCCCUCCCGGCCCACGCCCUCCCCCCCCCUUCCUGCCCACCCAUCACCUCGGGGCCCCGCGGGCAGGAAGGGAGGUGCUGGGCACCUGCCGUGAAGGGCAGGCUCUGCUGAGAGUUGAGCCUCUGCGUCCGCACGGUCCUCAGCGUGGUCCGGCCAUGGUCGCCACGGAGCCCUGGAGCCUCCUCCCCGGAACCGAGUUCUGGGACUACUCGGGCUCGGGCGUCCUAGGGGACGAGCUGGAGUCGUGCCCGUCGUGGGAGCUGCCCUACAGCUACGCCUACGUCCCCGCGCUCUACCUGGCGGCCUUCAGCGUGGGGCUGCUGGGCAACACCUUCGUGGUGUGGCUGCUGGCCGGGCGGCGCGGGCCGCGGCGGCUGGUGGACACCUUCGUGCUGCACCUGGCGGCCGCCGACCUGGGCUUCGUGCUCACGCUGCCGCUGUGGGCGGCGGCGGCGGCCCGGGGCGGCCGCUGGCCCUUCGGCGCGGGGCUCUGCAAGCUCAGCAGCUUCGCGCUGGCGGGCACGCGCUGCGCGGGCGCGCUCCUGCUGGCCGGCCUGAGCGUGGACCGCUACCUGGCCGUGGUGAAGCUGCUCGAGGCGCGGCCGCUGCGCACCCCGCGCUGCGCGCUGGCCACGUGCUGCGGCGUCUGGGCCGUGGCGCUGCUGGCCGGCCUGCCCUCCUUGGUCUUCCGCGGGCUGCAGCCCUUCCCCGAGGGCCCGGGCAGCCAGUGCGGAGAGGAGCCGUCCGACGCCUUCCAGGCCAUCAGCCUGCUGCUGCUGCUGCUCACCUUCGUGCUGCCGCUGGCCGUCACGGUCUUCUGCUACUGGCGCAUCUCGCGCCGCCUGCGCAAGCCGCCGCAUGUGGGCCGGGCCCGGAGGAACUCGCUGCGCAUCAUCUUCGCCGUCGUGGGCACCUUCGUGGGCUCCUGGCUGCCGCUCAGCGCCCUGCGGGCCGUCUUCCACCUGGCGCGCCUGGGGGCGCUGCCGCUGCCCUGCCCCCUGGUGCUGGCGCUGCGCUGGGGUCUCACGGUCGCCACCUGCCUGGCCUUCGUCCACAGCUGCGCGAACCCGCUCAUCUACCUGCUCCUGGACCGCUCGUUCCGCGCGCGGGCGCUGCAGCGGGUCUGUGCGCAUGCCGGCCGCCAGGUGCCCAGGAUCAGCUCGGCCUCCUCGCUCUCCAGGGAUGACGACUCUGUGUUCUGGGGGCGACGGCAGAGCCCGAACACUGCCUCGGCCUCCUGGUAGCCUCACCUGGGCCGAUCUGAGAGGAAGACUCGGAUCCCUCAAAGGUCUGCUUGGCUAACUUUCUCGAGAGCUCCUCCAUCAGUGUCCCCAGAACCUCAGAGUUGUUCGUACCCAUCUCCAUCCCCACCUCCGCCCCAAACCGCAUUGCUGAGCUACUUUUGUCUAGUUGGAGUCCUCAUGAGACGGAACAGAUAGUAGCCUCACGGGUCACCGAGCUGGGACAGGGAAGUGGAUUUCCUGCUCUGCCCCAUUCAGCAUAGGACCAAAACAAUCAUCCAGCCCAGAUUCCCGAAAGCCCCUGCUGUCUCUGGCUAUGGUUUCUGGUUCCAUGUAAUAGUCUUUGCCCUCUGAGAAAUUCCUGCUGCAAACCAAUAGCAAAAUGAAUGGGAGAAGAACUAUCUGAUACAAAUGUUUGAGAUUAGUGUUUGCUGAUUGAUUUUUCUUUUGAAGUUUCUGCAAGGUUUGGAAAUUCUCUCCUUACACUUUUGACCCAAGAGGAUUACUAGCCUGUUUCAUGAGCAAAAAAUUUCUACACAACAUGAGAAUCGACAGAUCUUUUGUACACAGUGCUCUUUGUCACCACGUAGGCUUCAUUAUUAAUCAUCAUUAAUUCAGAUUUCAUUUUCUUCUUUUUUCCGGUACUGGGAUCCAACUCACAACCGCCUGCUUGCAAGGCAGGUGCUUAUGCCGCUGAGCUAAAUCCCCAGCCCCUCAGAUUUCAUUUUCAAACUUCCCCAAAGACAUGGGGAUCAGCCACAAUGGGCCGCCCAAUUCGUUUCGUCUGAUGGGUGCCACAAAAGGAACACCCUGCCGUGAUUUUGGAUCUGGCGAUCCUCCCCACUCAGCAUCUCCAACCUCCAUCUUGCUCCUACCCCCAGUAUGGCAAAGCUGCAGGAUUCACCCUGGAAAUCAUGGUCCUUCCUUCAAUCUCUCACCUGGCCUUCGGAUUCCCCAUUAUUCAGCCAAGGACCCCAGAUUCUUACCUGGGAGCUCAUUCUUCUCAAUAAACACUUUGGUAGAGCUUGUGUGAUGACUGUGUCUUUAGUUGAGCAGUGGGAUUGAAAUGAAUGUCAGGAAGCCAGCCGCAGGCUCAGUCAGACAAGACUCAAUCCAGGAGCUGAGGCUGACCUCAGGGUGAUGAGGCUUUGUGUGAUGUUGGCCGUGAGAGCCAGCUGUGUCUGGGUGGGUUCAGCAGUUCCCCGGGAGGGCAGCAAAUUGUUUAUUCAUAUUAUUUCUGAGGGCAUUUCACAUUCUGAAGGUUACAGAAUGGAAAAAAAAACCUGUAAGGGCCUUCUAGGUGCCACUUCAAAGGGGAGAGGUGCCAUUUUGUUUCUCAGAUGUGUAUCUGUUUUUUUUUUUUUUUUUUUCCUACCCCUUGGGAUAACUUCUGGGCGAUACAAAUGUUUGACAUUAGCGUUUGCUGACUGACUUUUCCACUGAUAAUUCUGGAAGGUUUGGAAAUUCUCUCCUAACACUUCUGACCCAAGAGGAUUGAACCCAAAGACAUUUUGGUUGGUGCAGGGGAAGGGACUCUGAUUCUACUGUUCUUCAGAACCAUGUCCUGGGCAAGCCCCACAGGUGGGCAUGAAGCACAGGUUUGGGAGAAGUCCCCACAGAUCAGCUUCUGUGCACUAGUAUGCCAUGCAGCGAAUACCAUUGCAGUCUCUUCAGCAUCUGGGGUGUUAGGUUGGAACAGGAUGAGUAGCACAGCCUAUCUUGACCCCACCUAGACCAGGCUAUCAAAAAGUACGUUGGUUUGGGGCUGGGGAUUUAGCUCAGCGGCAUAAGCGCCUGCCUUGCAAGUGUGCAGUCGUGAGUUCGAUCCCUGGCCAAUAAAAACGAAAAAGACAAAAAAAAAAAAAAAAAAAAGUACGUUUGUUCAGGCUGUCCUGUCUAAAAGAAACAAGCCUAGCAACCAGAUGAAUUUCUGACCCUUGCAUGUUGGAAGACUCAGUUAUGUCACAGCCCUUCUCAUUCUCACUGUUGCUACCUGACACAAGAAGUUACUUGCUUCCUAUGGAAGGGGGCCUCAGACCUUCUAGAUUAGAAAGACUGUCCCUUAUCUGGGUGUAUGAGAAGAUCUCAACUUCCAGAGAAAGUUUCUUUCAGCUGUUGGGCCCAAGUUCCUACCUCUACACCUGCCAAGUUGUUCGAACUUACUAAUGGAACAGGAUAGGAAGGAAGCUUCCCCAUACGUGAGGGUUUUCAUCUCAUCCUGCAGUAGUUAGGAAUCCCAGCACUUCCCUCCUGCCAAAGAAGGCUAGUUAUGGAGAGAACUUCCUUCCCUUUGAGAAGAUUAUUGAAUUUAUCCAUCUUGAGUCUCUUGCAAAUGUUUUCUCUCUCUGUCUCUCUGUCUCUGUCUCUCUCUCUCUCUCUCUCUGUGUCUCUUUUUCUCUUGUGGUACCAGGAAUUGAACUCAGGACCUCACAAUUGCCAGGCAGGUGCUGGGCCACUGAGCUAAAUCCCCCAGUCCCAGAAAUGUUCUCAUAUACUCAGAUGAGACCAAGCUGCCAUUUCCCACUUGAAAGGUAUAGAUGCAAGAACUAGCUAAGUCAGCAUUUCCUCCUCUGCUACUGAUGGGAGUACACACAGUAGAUUAUUUUAGAAUUUAGCAAUUACUCAAUCUACAUCAAAAACUUUAAAAAUGCUCAUGUCCCAUUGGGUGUGGUGGUACAGUCCUUAAUAAUCCCAGCUACUCAGGAGACUAAGACAAGAGCAUCACAAUUCAAGGCCAAACUGGGUGGCUUAGUGAGACCCUGUCUCUAAUUAAAAAGGGAUGGUGACAGGGGCUGGGGAUUUAGCUCAGUGGCUUAAGCACCUGUCUGGCAAGAGUGAGGUCAUGAGUUCGAUCCCCGGCACCAAAAAACACAAAGGGCUGGUGAUAUAGCUCAGCUCUCCCUGGGUUUGAUCCUCAGGACUGAGGGAAAAAAGAAAGAAACAGAAAAAUUGUUUAUAUCCAGUUCCUCCCUUGAACCUUUGUGCCUUUGGAACCUGUAAUUUUGAUGUAGAAAAAUAUAACUCCCAAUCUGUUAGAUGUUAGGGGUACCAAGUUCAUGGGCUCACAAUAUGGAGACCAAGUCAAGAACCAAAGGCGAAAGUUAAGAGGUUUUGGUUUUAUUGGUUCUGUUCUUUACUGUUUUUUUCAAUUUUAUUUUAACUGAUGAUAUAGGCAAUUCUUUUUAAGAUAGCAAGAGGCAUUAUGGUAACCAAUGUUGAUCACCUUGUAUUUUGUUUUUACAGUAUGUAUUAUGUCCAUCCUUUUGAUUUGACUGACUCUGUUUUGUUAUGUCACAUUUGGUUUUAUUCUCUUCAAAAAAAGUAAUAAGAACUGUGGGAGUAAUAAAACCCAAAAUGUGUAAUUGUCAUUGUACAAAAGAGAGGAAAAGAAAGUGCUCUAAAGGAUAUAACUGCAGGUAUAUUUAAGUGUAUAAGAUAGAUAACCAUAUUACUGAGUUUUGUUGGAUCAUUGAACAGAACUGUUUGCAGUCUGUUUGAAUGUCCACUUUAUAUGCUUUAAUUUUGUAACUUGAACAACUAUU